AUGUAUUGUUCUCCAGGCACCAUGUCUUCUUUUCUCAAUCUCCGUAGAACACAAAAAAACGCAACAAGUCAGCCAGCAACUGAUGGCAAUGAGAAUGAAGGCAUCGAGAUUGCAGCAAGUAGGGUAGCGAUUGAAGCCAAUGAGAAUGAAGGCAAUGAGAAUGCAUUUGUAAACGAAGUCCAUGGAAAUGCUGUAAAUGAAGUCCAUGGAAAUGAAGCCAACAAAGUCCUUGAAGUAGAACCUCCAGGAAAAAACACAACUGCUGAAAACUCUGCUCCAAAGAAGACGGGCCGAGGUCCCACACUUUUGACUCAUGUUCAUAAACGAACAAUGAAUGAGCGACCUCCGAUCAUCCUAAAUUGUUAUGGGCAGCCAAUCGGUCCUACAAAAAAACAUGUCAGUGAAUAUAGUCUCUUCUUAGGGACGUUGGCUAGGAGCUCGGAGUAUUUACCGCUUAACUAUUGCGAUUGGCCAAGUGUACCACAGAAUGCAAAGGAUGAAGUCUGGGAUUAUGUGCAAAGGAAGUACUUGGUUUCACCUAAAGGAAAGGAUUGGGCAUUAGAAACUAUUGGUUGUCAGUGGAAAGGUUGGAAAUGUAGGAGUAAGGCAUUAUACUACUACCUAUAUGCAACUUACGAAGAAAGGUGGAAGCAUCGUCCAAAUACAAUUCCUGAAAGCCAAUUUAAACAACUCUUGCACUAUUGGGAUGAUGAGGGAACUCAAUUUGAAAGUGAAAGAAAUCGUUGCAAUCGACAAUUAGCGAGUGACAUGCACACCAUGGGGCCAACAUCAUAUGCAUACACUCGUGAACAACUGAAACAACAAGAUCCAAAAAAAGAAGAUCCGUCAAAAGCAAAGGUGUACAUCGAAUCAAGGAAAAGGAAGCCCGGGAAGUCAUACAAAAUAAGCUUUGAUGAAAUAGAAGCAAAUAUUGAAAAUGGUGAAGCAGCUGAUGACAAGGAGGUGGAAAAUGAUGAUGAAAUUGAGCCGUAAAAGAACAUAUUUAGAAUUUUGUGUGGCUUUUGGAAA
Amaranthus tricolor (Joseph's coat) is the source of this 1029-nucleotide messenger RNA. RefSeq lists its product as uncharacterized. The transcript is spliced from 6 exons. The record is from RefSeq and is a predicted model, not a curated record. NCBI's taxonomy places the organism in Eukaryota, Viridiplantae, Streptophyta, Magnoliopsida, Caryophyllales, Amaranthaceae. The coding region runs from base 1 to 993 and encodes 330 amino acids.